GACGCAUCGCAUUCGUGUUUUAUCGGCGAAAUCUGCACCACAUCCAAUUUUAUCAACAUCCAAGUUUCAUCCAGAUUUUGACAAGUUUUCUCCAUCCAUUCCCCCUUACACUCCACCAGAAUGGUGCUGAAAUGUCGUUUCUACGCGCAGCGCUACCCGGAGAUCGACGAAGUGGUGCUGGCCAAUGUGCGCUCCAUCCAGGAGAUGGGCGCCUACGUCGAUCUGCAGGAGUACAACGACACAGAAGGUAUGAUCCUGCUAUCGGAACUCAGUCGUCGCCGCAUCCGUUCCAUCAACAAACUCAUCCGUGUCGGGCGCAGUGAAGUCGUGGUGGUGAUUCGUGUGGAUAAGGAGAAAGGGUAUAUUGAUCUCUCCAAACGACGCGUUUCCCCAGCCGAUAUCAUCAAAGCCGAGGAGAAGUUCGCCAAAGCCAAGUCUGUAAACAGUAUUCUGCGACACACGGCGGAGGUGCUGCAUUACAAGACGGAUCAGGAAUUGGAGGAUUUACACUGGAAGACGGCCUGGUAUUUCGACGAGAAGUUCAAGAAGCAGGCGGCCAGCUAUGAUGUUUUCAAGCACGCCGUUACUGAUCCCGCCAUCCUGGAUGAGUGCAAUUUGGAUGAACGAACGAAGGAAGUGCUGAUUGCCAACAUUAAACGACGUCUCACUCCCCAGGCGGUAAAAGUCCGCGCAGACAUGGAAGUGGCCUGCUACAACUACGACGGCAUCGACGCCGUGAAGGCCGCCCUGCGCGCCGGUCUGGCGCUCUCCUCGGAGGACGCCCCCAUCAAGAUCAACCUGAUCGCGCCGCCCGUGUACGUCAUGACCACCACCACCCUGGAGCGGCAGGAGGGCCUGACCCUGCUGGAGAAGGCGCUCAAGGCCGUCAAGGAGUGUAUUGAGAGUGAGAAGUACCGCGGACGCUUCAACAUUCAGAUGGCGCCGAAAGUGGUGACAGAUACGGAUGAGACGCAGUUAGCCAAACAGCUGGAGGCGCUGGAAUUGGCCAACCGCGAAGUGGCCGGCGAUGACGACUUUGAGGAGGAUGUGCCCGACACGGGCGCCGUACCGGCCGGAGACGAAGGCGCUCCCGAUGCGGAAUAGAGAGAAAAUUCUGUUUUUUUUAUUAAAAUGUUGUUUUUCCGUAAUGGUGUAAUCACAGAUUUUGCGUUUUCCACUUAACAUGUUAAACUGGCAUCGAUGAAUGCCUGUAUCUUUGUAUGAUGCAGGCAUCAGUCUCCUCUAAUGCGAUUUGUUAUAAUGGGAACACAUGGUGAAAUUUUUAUUGGACGGUCAUCUGGAAAUAAUUUAAUUUUGUUCAAAUCUGGAAGAAAUGAACUACUGUGAAAAUUUACACGAUUGAC
This is a messenger RNA of Paramacrobiotus metropolitanus, 1364 nucleotides long. RefSeq names its product eukaryotic translation initiation factor 2 subunit 1-like. Gene Ontology annotation, cellular component: multi-eIF complex; eukaryotic translation initiation factor 2B complex; eukaryotic translation initiation factor 2 complex. The record is from RefSeq and is a predicted model, not a curated record. The coding region runs from base 121 to 1104 and encodes 327 amino acids. Gene Ontology annotation, molecular function: RNA binding; translation initiation factor activity; ribosome binding. The transcript has 7 exons. NCBI's taxonomy places the organism in Eukaryota, Metazoa, Tardigrada, Eutardigrada, Parachela, Macrobiotidae.